Molecule: messenger RNA, 4047 nt
Organism: Branchiostoma floridae (Florida lancelet)
Lineage: Eukaryota; Metazoa; Chordata; Leptocardii; Amphioxiformes; Branchiostomatidae
Product: cytochrome P450 2J5-like
Exons: 7
Coding region: 583-2079 (498 amino acids)
Biological process (GO): xenobiotic metabolic process
Cellular component (GO): cytoplasm; intracellular membrane-bounded organelle
Molecular function (GO): iron ion binding; heme binding; oxidoreductase activity, acting on paired donors, with incorporation or reduction of molecular oxygen, reduced flavin or flavoprotein as one donor, and incorporation of one atom of oxygen
Source: RefSeq, a predicted model, not a curated record
UUUUGGAAUACAAUAUACGCACUCGUGUGACAAAAUAUCAUGAAAAUCCAUCCACGGCUUCCCGAGGCAUACCGUCUUCUAAACAAACACCACACAGACGGCAACGAAAACAGAGACAUCUUGACGAAGGUAGUGAUACGGCUCCCGUAUCUUGUUUCCCACGCGGCUUACACUGCGUUAUCAAACCGCUUGUGUCUACCAGACCUCCCGUCGAGUUGAGAAGGUUGUCGAAAUCGGCUCAAAUAGGGACACAUUUUUAAGGGUAAUGAGCUUAAUGUUCAAUUGGAGAUUCCAAAUGGUAACUCUUCUGGCAUGUUAUACUAACGAUCGCUGUUACUAGUACAUCCUGGGUAUUUGUAAUUCUACGACUGAUACAUAUCAUAACGUUAGCUGAUUACAUUACAAGUUAAUAUUUACAUUAGCAGAUCAAGUUACAAGUUUAUGUAAAUCAGCCUUUUGUCUCCCACCUCUUUCCGUCUGCCAGUGCCUUACCGUGCAACGAACGCUCGUAUCAAACCCACCUUGUCAACGUCUAUUUCUUUUCCGGCAACCCUAGAGUCUGACAGAGACUACCACACCAACAUGAUGACGCUCCCAGUACGUUUUCCGUUCACUACCCUGGACAUGUCCACCCUACUGGUCUUUAUUGUCACCUUCUUCUUAGCUGUAAGGUUUCUGAUCAAGGUAAAGAGACCCGGGAACCGGCCUCCAUCGGCACCUGGAGGGUGGCCCCUGCUGAACCACGCGCCACAGCUCUUUAAGCAAGGUUUACAUCUCCAACUUGACAUGUGGGCCAAGGAACUUGGUGACGUUUACUCAUUCAAGGCUAUGAGUGAUGAAUACUAUGCUGUGAGUGGAUACACGGCUAUCAAGGAACUUGUGGAGAAUGAUGUGUUUUCUACACGGACGGAUGGAUCGAUUUCGCCCGCUGUCGGUGGUGAUCAGGACAUCAUACUGGCGCCUUACGGAGUCUUUAAGGAACGACGAAGGUUUGCAACCAGUGUGCUCCGGCGACUGGGCAUGAAGAUGGGCCGAGGGAGCAUACAAGAUCAAAUUCAAGAGGAGGCGAGUUAUAUUUGUGCCAAGAUCUCCGGCUACAGCGAGCAGGCAUUUGACAUCUCAGCCGACGUGACAACAGCCACAGGAAACAUCAUUUGCACCCUGGUCUUCGGGAAGCGGUUUGACUACGGGGAUACCGGAUUCCAACAUCUGCAGACGACAAUGAAGGGCCUUGGUGCUGAGAUGGUCAAAUGGCACUUACCUUUCUUCACUUUCAUUCCUAUAGUUCAAGAUCCAAAUGCAGGAGUACUCUUCCAUGCCAAGAACCUGCAACAGUUCAUCCAAGAAGAAAUAGAUCGACACCGUCUGAAUCUGGACCCGGAGCAUCCACGAGACUUCAUAGACUACUGUCUGCUCCAGCUGGCCCAGCAGGAUGGGAGCGGUAUAUGGAUGAACAAAGACAACGUGGUGUACAUUCUUCAGGACCUCUUCAUUGCUGGGACGGACACCACGGCUGCAACACUGACGUGGGCCCUGCUCUACAUGAUCCUCUACCCGGAUGUACAGCAAAAGGUCCAGGCUGAACUUGACAGUGUACUUGGCGCCACCAAGCCGAGUCUGGCACACAGAUACCAGCUGCCCUUCACCAUCGCCACCAUCAUGGAGGCGCAGCGGAUCCGCCACAUCGGACCUGUGCUCUUCGUUCGCCGGGCAGCCAAGCCAACCCGCUUCCGCGGUUACGACAUCGCGGAGGGAGCAGCUAUGGUUCCGAACCUGAGGUCCGUCCACAUGGACCCUGCAGUCUGGCCCAACCCGGAUUUGUUCGACCCCAGCCGGUUCCUGGAUGCGGACGGCAAGGUGGUGAACAACCCACCGUCGUUCUUACCAUUCUCUACAGGCCGUAGGAACUGUCUAGGCGAGAAGCUGGCGAAGAUGGAACUGUUCCUCCUGUUUUCUACCAUCCUGCAGCACUUUACACUGAAGCUGCCAGAGGGCGCCCCUACACCUUCCACCGAAGGGACCUUCAAAUCACUGAGCAUGGGGCCUGCACCUUUCCAAGUUUGUGCCGUGCCCCGCUGACAUGUAACGGUUAUGACGUCGUGAUUCCCGUGAUAUCAGUGAUUCAGAGAGGAUAGAGAAGACGAAGAUUGUGUUUUAUUAUCAUAUAAAAUGAAAGGAAGAAGGAACAAAGCAAAAGUCCCCGAUCGUGUCAUAUAUUUAAACUUCUUUUUGAAAAUGGUUAACUUCCAAGUUUUCAUUUCCACGGUAUGGUAACAUUUUAGCCCAAAAUGGAACAUGUCAUAGAGAACAAAACCCUCAUGUGACUGAUGUGAAAUGGUUUACAGUCAAUCAUCGGGAAACUACGUGCUGAGUUUUACAGUUGCAGUUGCUAUUGUCUGACGUUUAACCUGUUCCGUCGAUAUCAUUGAUAUAAUUUGUGAUAUCUAUAGUCAUUACGUAAGAUGUGAUUAAUUGAUAGUGCCUUAUCAUCGUAUCAGCUGACGUUUGUAUAUAAAGGCCUUUAUGUUAAAACAUAAGAUAUUAUAUCAUAACCACAUGUUUAUAUUCAAUAUCAUAAAUAGUGUAGAUCUAUCAUAUAAUAUCAUCAUAUCAUGUUAUACAUAUAUUUUUAAGAUAUUAUAUUACUUAUAUGGAUUUUUCGUAUGGCAUUUUCUGCUACAUGACAACCAUUCUAUGUCGUAUGUGCUAUGAAAAUGUGCUUUUUCAUGUAGUAAUUGGUUCAGUUUCUAACAUUUAGACAUUUUAAAAGUUUUUUGUUGAUCAGUGUUCGUAUGAAAUUCUGUUAGAGUCAUAACUGUAGCGGUAGUCUUUGUUUAUAAAAAAAAUCUUCAAAAUAACGAAGUUUCGCAACUGCCAUCUUACUCAUGUAUCUUUAAGUUGAUAGAACGGUUGAAGCUUUUUUAUAUUGUUAACGAUUCCGUCGCAGUGUAGUAGUCGACCAAAGAACAUGUUAUGAUUUAUGACUUUUCUACGUUGUUCUUGGCUGAACGCUCGAGUCUGGGAUCCACUGAGGUCUGCGGAAAUAUAGGGCAGUGAUAAACCUUGUCAGGAAGGAUUAUACCAAACGUCAUAUGUAGUCCUGUAGGAACAGGUGAAUUUCACGCCACCUCUGUGACACGAGACACAACAAUGGUGUCUGAUGUAGACUACAGCCUGGCAUCCCUGUCAGCCCGGCGGAGACACAGACAGACCACAUGGUUGCGUGUUGCCGCACACCUUGAACAUUGUGUCCGGACAGACUGGCCCCGCAUCUACCCCUCUCCUUGGGGACGGGGAGCCCCCAUCGCCGGCCACUGCCCGGGGCGGACAGCGUGCACGCGCCGCCGGGACAUAAUGAAGAUGCACAAAGAAGAUACCGUCAUUUAUUACCGUCCCUGCACCAUGCUGUAGCAAAAAAACUGUUUGCCUUUCUGUGGGGCGUGGAUGCGGGUAUAGAACAAUAGGACCAACAGGAUUCCGCAAGCUCUACAAAUGACACCGUGUUGAGCGCACGUGUUCCCUAAUCUCCGCACGACACAAAAGGCGAUCGCGAACGGACUGUAAAACUUUGAUCCGAAAAUCCGAACAUCCUUUCCUAAGCACAAGUAGUGCGUCAGUUUCACAGAUCCUCUGAGACCAGGGAUAACGUUUUAUAUGAAACCCACAUGUACAGUUUACGCCAUCCACUUCUUUACGUUGUUGGUUGUGGUCUAUCGCCACAAACGAAAAGUCUCGGCAAAACUUUGUUUAUCUUUUAAAUCCUAUCUUCACGACACGACAUGUACAGUAGUAUAAGCUUCUCAACUGUCCGAUAGAAGUGUUAGAUGGUGUUGCUUUUUGGAGGGGUGAACGGGGAUAGCGAAUCUUUGUAUGAACAUUGCCCAAUGUCAUAAGCUAUGUUAUGUUAAACUAAGUGAACAUAAAGGUAGUUCCGUAAAACCUGUUGUGUAUAAAUAAAAGAUAACAAUGUCUGCUGAGUACAGAUUAUUCGAGACCAUCAUUGUCCACUGGCGAAUGCAGCACUCCGUAGUACAUUAUACGACUGAC